Funneliformis geosporum is the source of this 531-nucleotide messenger RNA. The record is from the annotation of a GenBank genome assembly. NCBI's taxonomy places the organism in Eukaryota, Fungi, Glomeromycota, Glomeromycetes, Glomerales, Glomeraceae.
AUGCCAAAAUCACCUCAAACAAAAAAUUUUGUAGGAGAGAGAUCAAAUCAAAGGGAGAUACUACAAGAAAAAGAUGAACCUCAUCAAUCGGAAACAAACUUUUAUAAUAGAGAAAUAGAAACCUCAGCGGUUCCAAUGACAACUGGAGAACCAGGAAUUUCUCGAGAUUUUAUGGAUAUUACAGAUUCAAUCACUACGGUUACUUCAAGACACGAUAUGCAUGAUAUACAACAACCCGCCACUUCAGGAUUUACAUCUUUUAAACAGAGGAAGGAAGUUGAUCAAUUUGAAACUGACAAAGAGAAACAAGAGAAACUGGAUAAGGAAAGAAAGGAGCAGGACGAAAAAGGCGAUCAUGAAUCUCAUACAAAAGAAAUUUUGGAUAAAGCUUUUUCAGGUGUUCAAUUGGAUAAAGAUUUCCAUCGUGAAUUGCAAGGACCAUAUGUGGAUGAUCACCAAAAUCCCAGUGGACAAGUUAUCGGAGCAUAUAGAAGUCAAAAAGGCGAUCAAAAUUUACCCUACAUUGAAUAA